Messenger RNA from Lolium perenne, 489 nucleotides. RefSeq lists its product as uncharacterized. The record is from RefSeq and is a predicted model, not a curated record. Gene Ontology annotation, molecular function: nucleic acid binding. NCBI's taxonomy places the organism in Eukaryota, Viridiplantae, Streptophyta, Magnoliopsida, Poales, Poaceae.
AUGAAGGUUUUGUACACGAAUGCAGCAGCUAGUGUUGAGGAGUGGAUCACCAAUGCUGAAGCUUCCCUCGAUUCUUCUGCUAGGAAGAUUGUUGGUCUUGAUGUUGAGUAUGACAGACUCAGGUACAUUUUUGUUGGGUUUUGCACCGCAGAAGACUGCAACGUUCUCUCACGUUCAAAUCACUAUGUUCAUAAUCUGAAGGAUAUCCAGGAAAUAUGGAGAGAUCCGGACAAUAAGAAGAAACUUCAAGGCCUGAAGGAUGUUGCUGGAGCUAUUAUAUAUCCAAUCUAUUUUGAGAUGAAGGAUGGUUUUGGAAGGGCAGAGCACAGGAUGUGGGCUAAUCCGCCGCCUCUACCGCCUAAGCAUUUGGAAUAUGCUACAUGGGAUGCAUAUGCAACGUACGAGGUUUUUCGAAGGCUGGAUUUGUUUGAGAGGGGCUUCUUCUCCUUAUUCAAACAUCCCGAGAAGAAGCGUGGCAGGGAUUGGUGA